Molecule: messenger RNA, 4039 nt
Organism: Mauremys reevesii (Reeves's turtle)
Lineage: Eukaryota; Metazoa; Chordata; Testudines; Geoemydidae
Gene: NUDT9
Product: nudix hydrolase 9
Exons: 10
Coding region: 289-1362 (357 amino acids)
Cellular component (GO): mitochondrion
Molecular function (GO): ADP-ribose diphosphatase activity
Source: RefSeq, a predicted model, not a curated record
CGUGGCCCAAUCGGCUGCCAGAAUGAGGCUUGAUUGACGCGGGCAUUGCCCUAUCGCUAGUGGAAUUUCAGCGCGAGGGGAUGGGCCAGGCUAGUCCCGCCUCCCACCUCUGAACCUGGGGGUGGGACGGAAGGAGGCAGCCGGCCUAGCCAGGGGGGAGUGAGGCAGACAAGACGACACAUCCUGCAAUCAAAUGUUUCCUACUUCAUCUGACAGUCCAGGUCACUGCAUGGCUGUUGGGCACUGUGUUCUGGGGAGGCAUAGUUUCCUGUGAGCAUCCUGCAUGUGAUGGCAAGGUGGUGUCUGGCCCGGACUGUUACUGUGGUGUCUCUCACUGUAACUCUGUCUGCUGUUGCUGUCAGGUACCCUAGCUGCCGACUCCCCCACCCUCUCCUCCAUCCAUUCAGAGAGCUGGCCUACAGCUCAGUUCCAGUUCAUUGGUUUCAUCUUUACCCUGUCAGCAUGCUGAACUGUUACAAUCCAAAUGAAAAUGUCCACAACAAAGCCCACACGUCCCCAUAUCCAGGGUCAAAGGUUGAGCGCAGCAAAAUACCUACUGAUAAAGUGGGCUGGCUAGUUGAGUGGGAGGAUUACAAGCCUGUGGAAUACACUGCAGCCUGUGUCUUGACUGGACCCACGUGGGCAGAUCCACAGAUCAGUGCCAAAAACUUUUCUCCAAAAUUCAAUGAGAAGGAUGGACAGGUGGAGAGGAGGAGUCUGAGUGGCUUGUAUGAAGUUGAAAAUGGGAGGCCCAGAAAUCCGUCUGGCAGGACGGGAUUGGUGGGUCGAGGAUUAUUAGGGCGCUGGGGACCAAACCAUGCUGCAGAUCCGAUAAUAACUAGGUGGAAGAGAGAUAGCAGUGGCAAUAAAAUAGCUCACCCAAUCUCUGGCAAGAACAUUUUACAGUUUGUGGCAAUCAAGAGGAAAGACUGUGGGGAAUGGGCCAUCCCAGGGGGUAUGGUAGAUCCAGGAGAGAAGAUUAGUGCCACACUGAAACGAGAAUUUAGUGAAGAGGCCUUAAACUCCUUACAGAAAUCCAGAGCAGAGAAGGAAGAGAUGGAGACGCAAAUGAACAGACUCUUCAACCAGGAACAUUUUGUGGUGUAUAAGGGAUAUGUGGAUGAUCCUCGUAAUACAGACAAUGCCUGGAUAGAGACAGAAGCUGUGAACUACCAUGACGAACCUGGUGAGACAAUGGAUAACUUGCUUCUGGAAGCAGGAGAUGAUGCUGGGAAAGUGAAAUGGGUUGACAUCAGUGAGAAACUCAAGCUAUAUGCGAAUCAUGGUGACUUCAUCAAACUUGUAGCUGAGAAAUGGGGAGCACACUGGAAUGAAGACCCUGUUCCUGACUGCCAUAAAUGAUGCUUCUGCAAUCCAAAUAUAAACUGAAAACUGAUAUCCUCCAUAGACCAUCCCUGAUUGACUGAUGAGUAUCGUGUCUGGCUAAUUGAAUAUCUCUAAUAAUGCUAACCCUGAUAAUGCUGCAUUUGGUUUCUGACACUCUCUCAAUGUUGAGUUGCAGUAUUCUCAGGAACAGCCUGAUGGCCCCAACAUUGGGGAGCGAAAUUGUAUCAAGAAUGUCUGCUUGCAAAUGACUGAGAUUCAGCUCUAGAAAGGACUUUGAAUGUGGUCUGCUGAUAGGACACACGGCUACAUUCAACCAUGAACAUCAUAACUGAGACAUUUUGACCAGCCCAGUACCAUGGUUCCCCAUGUUACGCAACAUCACUCCUCCACACAUCCAUUGUGAGGAUGCUAUAGUCAGAAUGCCCUGAUCUUCUCAGCCAAACCUGAGCCUACCAAUAUACACAGACCUCUUUGACCACCCAACAGUAUGUUUGUUGUCAAGGCAUCUGUUGUGGGCCCACUUGUUCUGUCCAGAUUUCUCUGUGGUGUCGAUGUGGUGCAGAAUGGUCUGCAGCUGAUGUCAGUAAUCAUUCUCUUAUAACUGGCCCAACCAUGUGUGUACCCAGCCUAGAUUUGCCACACUUGCUCAUGUGUCCUUCUGAACCAAUUUCAAAUGGGCCAGGGUAAAUAUGCAGCCUGCCUUCACGUCAGGGGCCAACCAAAGGAUCCCAUGUGCAGCUGUGGCCAAAGACAGACAACGUCACAUGUCACUGACGGCUGCCCUCUGACUAGACCUGAUGGUAGUUUGAGAGGACUGAACUUUGCUGCCGCUGCCAUAAAUUCACUUGGCAAACUCCACUUUUGAUAAGAAUACUUGCAUCCCUCUCCCCCACUUUAGUAGUGUGUUCCGAUGUUUAGCUGUUCUUAUGUAUGAUGUUCUUCCAGUGUUUAGCUUGAGUUGUCCUUGCUUUAGCUUAAGUCUACCUUAUUUCUCUCCACUUACUCUAGUAAUAGUCUGCAACACAUGAAGGGUUGGUAGGUCUCCUGCCACCCUCCCUCUUUAUAUUUGAUAAGUCGAGCUCUUUACCUUUCCUUACAGACCUUGCUUUACACUGUCUUCAAAUUCUAAAAUGUGACACCCAAAAGUGAAUUCAGCAUUUUAUGGCUGUUGUGUUGAAUAGUUAGAAUAACUCUGUUUUACAGGAGGUGCACCCCUUUAAUAUAGCUCUUGUCUUUUCUGUGACUGUCUGCUACAUAACUGCAAAUAAGCUCUUCAAAAUCAAACAAUGCUGAAACUUCAAACUGUAUCAAAGUGUAGCUGCUGCGCAUGCCAGCACAAUGUGUAUUAUCAGAGUUGUUGACUGUGUUUGGUGGCUGAGGCUUUUGUGUGGAUUUCUUGCCCCUCCCUUCUGCCCCCCCCCAACAAAUUGUAUGGGCAGGAGGAUAUUGUCAAUAUGAAUAGAAAAUUCCAUUGCCUACUAUAUUCUCGUGCAGUUCAUUACUAUCUCAACUUCACUGAUAAUAUCUGAGAGUGAUACGGCAAACAUGUUCACCUCAAGAGGUCAGUUGAGGGAAGUCAGAUAAUGUAAGGCUUAUUUUUCAGUGCUCUCCUCUCAGGAAUCAGGGCCUGGAACAGAGCCAGUGUCUGGACAACCUAAUGAUCACAGCCUGUCGUAGGCUGACUGAUUGGCUACACUGCCUCAUUAGUGGGAAGAGUCUGGCCAAAGCGUUUGCCCUUGGCUGCAAUAGCUCCUGUGCCUGCUUGUUCCUAGCCUUGCUCCUACCUUGUUGCCCUGGACCCAGCCUUGCUAUGAUAUUGUUGGCUCCUUCACAGGAAAAUGGGUACGUGCUAUUAAAGGCAAUUGAGUUUCUCCAAAUCCACAGUUGACUGGAACACCUACAAGCUUUUACCAUCGCCUACCAUGUGUGUGUCUCCCAAAGACUCUUCACCUUUAACUUCAUACAAACAGUUUAAGCUGCUAUUUCUUAAGUUUCCCAAUGUCUCCUAAUAUGACCGGUCUUUUGAAAGUCAUUUACUUAAUGCUCACUCUUUCUUAAAACACUAGGGCAAAAUCCUGCCAAUUGCAAGCGUGGUUAUCCAGUCCUCACUGUGCUACAAAAACAUAUGGAAGGGAUGGGUAGUUAUAUGCUGUAAAAAGCUUAAGGAGCGGAUAGUAUAAUUCAGUGUUCAUUAGGAGUUACUCUCAUCCCUCAAUUGUCAUUGGUUGUAAGGGACUGGGAGCCACAGGAAAGCACGUGAGGAGUAUUUAGGAAUGCAGUUAAUUUGUGACACUGGUGGAGGUUUGUGAAGUUUGCCCACCUGUUCACUCCAGUCUGCAAAAUGACUAAUUGAAUAGUUGCAGUCUAAAAUAUGAGGAGAAAUAAUGUAUAUUCCUUACAAACUCUAUUGUUUACAGAUUUUUAAGCACGGCUCUGGUUUUUUAUUUUUGUUUUUUUUACUUGAGUUGCUUCUGCCAUUACACAGGAUUAAUAUUUUGGAAUAGGGUCCCAUUAACUUUGAUACCGUCACAACUAAGAAUGGACCUUCAUGUUGAUCAACUGAUUUGAAAGAUAUACAGUACUUUACACUGUAUCUUUUUACCAGUCCCAAGAUAGGGAAUGUGGACUCUCCCUCUUUUUUUAAAUUAUUAUUAUUGGUGAUGAAGAGGAAAUAGUGGUACAUUUGUUGCAA